Labrus bergylta (ballan wrasse) is the source of this 1185-nucleotide messenger RNA. RefSeq names its product amphiregulin (gene areg). The record is from RefSeq and is a predicted model, not a curated record. NCBI's taxonomy places the organism in Eukaryota, Metazoa, Chordata, Actinopteri, Labriformes, Labridae. Gene Ontology annotation, molecular function: epidermal growth factor receptor binding; growth factor activity. Gene Ontology annotation, biological process: positive regulation of cell population proliferation; epidermal growth factor receptor signaling pathway.
GAGAGCAAAGCACAACUUCUAUCAGCAGCGGACAAACACACACUCUGACACACUCGUACACACACAGAUCAGCACAGGACUGUCAUACACACAACUCUGUCUUCCUGGGAUAUGAACACUCUCGUCCUCACCUGUCUCCUGUGCUUCGUAGUCUACAGAGCUCCUGGCGCUCAGGGAUCUGAGGCCAAGUUGACCACUGUACUAGCCGGAGUGACAGGGGGUCCAGCCUCCGGGGAGGGCCUCCUGAGUUCGAUGAGCUAUGAUGAAGAGCUGGAUAUAGAUGAAGAACUGUCAGGAGGAGACGACGGAAAUUUCAGCCUUCCUGAAUUACAUCCCAGUAAAGAUGACAAGAAGAAAAGGAAAGGCAAAGGCAAGAAGAAGAGCAGGCUCAGGAACAAAAGCACAACUCCUUUUAAUCCUGAGCACAGGUUCUCCACGAGCGGACACACAUCAACUCACACACUGACUCACAGCACCACAGAGGACCCCUGCACCUCCACCCACCAGGACUACUGCAUUCAUGGUUACUGCAAGUACAUCGAGGGCCUGCACGAGCCAGUGUGCAUAUGUAUGAAGGAUUAUGACGGAGAGCGCUGUGGGAUCUACACUCUGAAGACCAAGUUCCAAACCCCCCCAAACAACACUGAGCUGGUGCAGACAGUUUUAGUGAUCAUUGCUGUAAUCCUGUCAGUCAUCAGCUGCACGGCCAUCCUGCUCAUGACCUGUGCUCAUUACAGGUCGCAUAAAAACUUCCUGGCAUCCUACCUGGGAACUGGGUCUGAGCAGGAGAAGCUACAGAAACCGAUGGCUGACGUUGUGGUGUGAAGGCAUCGGGUUACAAUGAGCUGGCUGCAAGAUCCAAAGACGAUGCAGAUCAAAGGAGUCUGAAGAUCUGAGAAAGAAGUAGAUUGAAUCGACUGCUUUAUUAGAUCCUUCAUAUUGAACAAAAAAACAUUGUCAGAACUUGUUAGAAUGUAAUUUAUUAAGUGUGAUUAUUUAUUGCUAAAAACUUUGAGAGUUUUUAUGUUGCGUUGCUGUUAUGAUGUCUGUUAUUUUCGUUCUGUAGGUUCUGUUUUAUUUAUUGCACUGCUGUUAUAGGUCAGACAAACGCUCUCCAUCCCGCUCUGGAAAUGGGAUGGAACUUGAUCACCAUUCACCAAUAAAGUGUCUCAGUGUUAUGAAAAA